ACUUAGUUAACCCGGCUCGAUCCGUCUGUUCGGUUGAGUCGAUCGACCUUCCUGACCAGCGGCGACGGCGGCGACAGCGAGCAGUUAGUGACUUCUAUGCGACCGACAAAAGUCGACCGAAUUCGUAUACACAAGUCCACGAUCGCUAGUGCACGCGUGAUCAGUUACGUCCGUUCUCGUACGGUAGUGAAACGGUAUAAGAUUGUGUCUUAGUUUUUCGAAUCGCGUUGGAGCCCGCGCCGGUAGCGAAUCAUCCUGACGAGUUCGGACACACGAAUCGCGGACUGCCUGUCAUCUAACGUUUAUUGUACACAAAAUGUGACGGAAGAGAAGACGAUGUGCAGCACCGUUCCCAUUUUCCCUGGCGAACCAACCGAACCGGACUAGAGUUGGGAAGACGAAAGGAGAGGAAAGGAGAGAGAGGAGGUCGUGAAUCGAUAGCGCGCGCGAUUUCAGCGUUUCUCAGCUGGUGGUGCUUCUAUCCCCUGCAUCUUCUCGUCGUUAGCAUUUUUCCUUCCUGGUCAGCCAGGAAAACUCCGAGAAAAAACGUGGAAGGAGAGACAUUGAGAAGAGCGGUCAUCCUCAUUCGCGAUGAGAGACACCGGCAACCAGGCCAAGUACGAGCAGCUCUUGGACGACGCCGGUCUCGAAAUCCGCAACGAGGACAAAGAGCGCAACGACGACGAGAAUGCGACACUAGAGGAGGACAAAGAACACAGCUCCAAGAUGUGGUUGACAACUGCGGAAUCAGCUAGUCUUGGGGCUGAGGAAGUAGCAGCCAGAUUGCACAUUGAUGUUCGAACAGGGCUUAGGUGGCAAGAGGCUGACCAUAGAAGGCAAUUGACUGGCUUUAAUGAGUUCACUGUCAAGGAGGAAGACUCACCGUGGAAAAAAUAUAUCGAACAAUUUAAAAACCCAUUGAUCCUUCUUCUACUUGCCUCUGCAUUUGUCAGUGUGUGCAUGAAGCAAUUUGAUGAUGCUGUCAGUAUUACUGUGGCUAUCAUAAUAGUGGUGACAGUUGCAUUUGUACAAGAAUACCGAUCGGAGAAAUCUUUAGAGGAAUUGAAUAAAUUGGUACCACCAAUAUGUCACUGCUUGAGAGAGGGCCGCUUAGAGACAUUUCUCGCGCGUAAUUUAGUUCCUGGUGAUAUUGUGUAUUUAAAUAUUGGAGACAGAGUACCUGCCGAUAUUCGGAUAUUCGAGGCCAUAGAUUUAGCGAUUGAUGAGAGCAGCUUUACCGGAGAAACCGAGCCGGCACAAAAGUCAACGGCACCUCUGCUGAAAACCAACGGGCUAACGUCCAAAAGAAACAUCGCCUUCAUGGGCACUCUGGUACGCUGCGGUAACGGCAAGGGAAUUGUAGUGAAUACGGGAGAAAAGAGUGAAUUUGGGGAAGUUUUCUCAAUGAUGCAGGCCGAGGAGGCGCCAAAGACUCCACUACAGCGAAGCAUGGACAUUUUAGGUACACAGCUGUCUUUCUAUUCGUUCUGCAUUAUCGGUAUCAUCAUGCUGCUGGGAUGGAUCCAAGGUAAGGCUAUCCUUGAGAUGUUUACCAUUGGUGUAAGUUUGGCGGUAGCCGCCAUACCGGAGGGCUUACCUAUCGUCGUAACGGUAACACUGGCACUGGGAGUGAUGAGAAUGGUCAAGAGAAAAGCGAUUGUAAAGAAAUUGCCAACUGUCGAGACUCUUGGCUGUGUUAACGUGAUAUGCUCUGACAAAACCGGCACAAUCACGAAAAACGAAAUGACCGCUACGGUUCUUGUAACGUCGGAGGGUUACAUUGCCGAUGUUACCGGAGCGGGAUACAACGAUCUGGGCGAAGUGCGAAUACGAAAAUGCGAUAGCGUCGACCUUGCACGUGCCGCUAUCAAUAAUUUGUUAGAAGUAGGUUGCGUGUGCAACAACGCUAUCAUACAAAACGAUACUCUGCUCGGACAACCGACGGAAGGCGCGCUAAUAGCUGUGGCCAUGAAAUUUGGAAUGUACGGUGUUGCCGAUAGGUAUUUGCGAUUGCAAGAGUAUCCAUUUUCUUCGGAGCAAAAAAUGAUGGCUGUGAAAUGCACACCAAAGCUUGGUGAGAACAGACAGGAAAUCUACUUUGUGAAAGGUGCACUGGAGAAGAUUCUGCCACAGUGCACUAAAUAUUACGAAAACGGUCAGGUAUACCCUCUUAGUCAGAAAAAGGAUCAGGAAUUUUUAACGGAAGCGUAUGAUAUCGGUCAACAAGGACUGAGAGUAAUCGGUCUGGCACGUGGCUCUUCAUUGCAAGAUCUGAUUUAUGUAGGUUUAGUCGGUAUCUGCGAUCCACCGAGACCGUACGUGCGCGAAUCCAUCAGUAUUCUGAUAAACAGCGGUGUUAAAGUGAAAAUGGUUACGGGGGAUGCAAAGGAGACCGCAGCUGCAAUAGCCAGCAUGAUCGGACUAGACACGCUUCACAAUCGGUUGUUGUCGGGAGAUGAAAUUGAUAUGAUGUCCGAACACCAGUUGGAACAGUGUAUCAAUAACGUCAGCGUAUUCUAUCGCGUGACGCCGAAACAUAAACUUUGUAUCGUGAAAGCUCUACAGAGGAACGGCAAUAUAGUGGGUAUGACUGGUGACGGUGUAAACGACGGAGUUGCGUUGAAGAAAGCGGACAUUGGUAUCGCCAUGGGAAAAAACGGCACCGACGUAUGCAAGGAAGCAGCUGACAUGAUUUUAGUCGACGACGAUUUCGGUACAAUCAUCGCGGCGAUCGAGGAAGGAAAAGGAAUAUUUCACAACAUCCGUAACUUUGUGAGAUUUCAAUUAAGCACCAGCAUCGCUGCGCUCUCUUUAAUAGCUCUCGCGACAUUAAUGAGCAUACCGAAUCCGCUAAAUGCGAUGCAAAUACUAUGGAUUAAUAUCAUUAUGGACGGUCCACCCGCUCAAAGCCUUGGAGUAGAACCAGUCGACAAGGAUGUUCUAAAGCAGAAGCCACGAAAUACAAAGGAACCGAUGAUCACGCGUCAUCUCAUAAUUAACGUUUUAUUGUCAGCUAUUAUAAUUAUUCUCGGCACGUUAUGGGUAUACAAUAAAGAGAUGGUUAACGGAAAUACUGCAAGAGACACCACCAUGACAUUCACCUGCUUUGUAUUCUUCGACAUGUUUAAUGCGCUUAGCUGUAGAUCACAGACAAAAUCCAUAUUUACAAUCGGUCUAUGGAGCAACAAAAUGUUCCUGAUAGCAGUGACGCUAUCUGUCAUCGGGCAAAUGUUCGUCAUCUAUUUUCCUCCGUUGCAGAGAAUAUUUCAAACCGAAGCUCUCACGGCAAAAGGUAAUGAUAUAUACGCUAAUUAUACGGCGCAUACGAACGAUAUUCGAUAUCGUGUAGCGAAUCUUUGUGUCCCUUUCCCCUCCCUUCUGUUUGUCUUGAACGACAAUCUGCUUUCAGAUCUCUUAUUCUUGGCGGCGUUGACGUCGAGUGUCUUCGUAAUCAGCGAAUUCAAGAAAUUUUUGGAGAGACAGCUCCAGAAGCGUCGCAAUGUUAACAACGGCCAAUAUUACAACAAAUUCGAAAUGGACUUUGUAUGACAGUUACAGUCUGCCGAGAACAAGACGGCGGACAAAAAUCAUAACGAAUAAGUAUCGGGCAUCGAUACCGCUUGCUCGCGGCGCGGUCGUUCGUUCGUUAAUCAACAUAACUUCGCGUUAAAACUCGACUAUGCUUGCACCAUUCGUAAUCUCACGUGUUACGCAUCUAUCACACGAGAGUAAUAAUAGCGACACUUGUGUACGUAUUGAUUCGCAGUGACUGCGAUUUUUUCUUUUUUACCGUUUGCAAAUUGCCCGACUCUAUUUUCCGGCAUAUCGUACAAAAUAUAUCGUUCCGACAAAACGAUGUGGUAGGUUAUGUAGACUGUAGCUAUUUAGACUAUAUUUCACUAUUGGUCCCUACAUUGAACUCUGUUCUAAUUGGCACAAGGACCGCGAUCGAUCACCUUCGUUAAGGUAUACUAAUAGUGCACGGUGAACCAGAUAUACGUUCUCCGUGACAUAUAAUUAACUUGUAGAAAAGUCGUGUAGAUAGUACUUUAUGCGAGUAUAUUGUGUGCAAACUUUAUACAGUUCCCAUCGAAAUUUCCAGUUACAUUAGCUGUUCAUAGCUGAUCUAAUUGUUCACUGGUUUUCUAUUGUUAUUCUUUCACCAAGUGUAACAUGGCGCAGUUGAAGGAGCACUUACACUACACACGCUCGACAAGCUGUACGCUAACAUAGGCUUGAAACGGAAGAAAUAAACAGUUGCAGACAAAUGUUUCUUUUGAGUGGCGUCACAUAAUUUGUGAACAAUAUUAACGGCCUUAUGUCGUAAAAAUUCUCGUUCCCUUUGGAUCAUAAAGAUUGAGCAAGCUUAAAAUUUGAAGAGGACGAAUUAAAAAAUUAUAUUAUUAGAGAAUGUCCUCGUAGUGACAAAUACUCACUGAAAAGAUGGAAGAAGAAUUCGGGAAUAGCUGCGAUAGCUGCGAGCAUUUCAAUUAGAAUAGAGUUCACUGUGUCACACUAUGAUGAGAAAACUACGAAUCACCGUCAUAGAUGAUAGCGGCGCUACUGCACAUUCCACGCACGUUUGAUAGAUCGACGACUUUUAACGAUAUAUUCCGUAUCUAUGAUAUAGUCGUAGACUGCAAUCCGAAGCAACGUUUGCACCGAACCAUCGUAAUCAUUCUUGUCUAAUACUUUUUUCUAAAGAUACUGCGACGGUUUGUAUGUAAAACCUACUUAGCGGGAAGAGAGAGAGAGAGAGAAAGAGAGAAAAGCGAGAAAAGCGUCAAUAUUCCGCCAACGGCGGAGUUUAUCAUUCACUGUCGGUCAAUUCGUGUUAGAAAAGAGAGAAGAAAGGGAGGGAGGGAGAUAAAAAGGGGACGGGAGAGAGCGAAUCAUGCAGCAUUUUACCGAGUAUAUAAAAAGACAGAAGAGAGACGAACAUAAUUCAAGCCGGACAUACAAAGCGAUUGCAUUUAACAAGUACAGUUGUAAUCGGCGAAAAAUAAAUGCUCUUACAAUGUUCCUUAAUUCUA
Molecule: messenger RNA, 5033 nt
Organism: Odontomachus brunneus
Lineage: Eukaryota; Metazoa; Arthropoda; Insecta; Hymenoptera; Formicidae
Gene: SPoCk
Product: calcium-transporting ATPase type 2C member 1
Exons: 15
Coding region: 592-3549 (985 amino acids)
Biological process (GO): calcium ion transmembrane transport; intracellular calcium ion homeostasis; manganese ion transport
Cellular component (GO): plasma membrane; endoplasmic reticulum; Golgi membrane
Molecular function (GO): ATP binding; ATP hydrolysis activity; P-type calcium transporter activity
Source: RefSeq, a predicted model, not a curated record